UGCGGGUGGCACGACGGGUGGCCGUGCCCAGGGACACGGCACACCAGGGGGGAUUUUAAUCCCGGGAACCGCCCGCUGCCAUGAAGGACUUCACCGAAAUCACGCUUUGCCCCGAGGCUCUGGACCACAGCAAGACCGAGUUCUGCAACCCCGUCUUCGAGGGCAAGGAGCCCCCGGGAACGUCCCCAGACGAGGACAGGAUCAGCCCCGCGCCGCCCCGGGAUGUCCUCGGCCGGCAGCUGUGGGGCCAGGCGGGCGGGCGGUCCCGUGCCGACUGCAGGUUCACCUGGCUCUGCGUGGCCCUGAUGAGCGCCGUCCUCCUCUUCCUCAUCGCCCUGCUGCUGGCCAUCGUCAUCCACCAGCUGACGUCCCCGCGGCCACCCAGCUCCCCCGCCGCAGCCCUGCCCGCCCGUGGCACCGCCACCACCCCCUCAGCACCCACCCCAAGACCCCCCCCGGCCCCCCAGACGGCCGCCAGCCCGACCUGGAGCCAGCUUCCCACAGCCAGCACGCCGCCACCGGCCUGCGGCGGGACCCUGCGGGGCCCCGAGGGCUCCUUCAGCUCCCCCAACCACCCCGGCCCCUACCCGCCCCACGCGCUCUGCGUCUGGCGCAUCGAGGUGGCCCCCGGCCUCGCCAUCCAGCUGCGGCUGGAGGCGUUCAGCGUGGAGGGCACCGCGUCCUGCCUCUUCGACCGCCUGGAGCUCUACGAGGAGCAGGGGCCCGGCGGCAAGGAUCCAGCCCCGGCCCGGGGGGGCACCACCAGGUACUGCGGCAACGCGGUGCCCCCGACCUUCAACUCCAACUCCAACCUCCUGCGCGUCACCUUCGUCUCCGACGGCAGCGUGGGCGCCCCGGGCUUCAGCGCCCGCUACCGUGCCGUGGCCCCCGAUGAGAAGAGCUGCGCCUGGGACGAGCACUUGUGCGACCGGGGGCUCUGCAUCCGCCUGGGCUUCGUCUGCGACGGCUUCCACGACUGCGAGGACCGCAGCGACGAGGCCAACUGCAGCCUGAAGCACAAAGAGUGCGGGGGCCCGCUGACAGCCCUGGAGGGGCAUUUCUCCACCCCGAGCCAUCCCCAGCCCUACCCGCACCAGCAGCUGUGCCUCUGGCAGAUCUCGGUGCCCGUGGGCCACGUCGUCGACCUGCGCUUCCACAACUUCAGCCUGGAGCCGCACGAGGACUGCAGCUUCGACUUCGUGGAGGUGCACGACAGCGCCGGCACCGGGGCCGCCAGCCUCAUGGGCAGGUUCUGCGGCCACCAGCUGCCACCCGCCCUGACCUCCUCGCGCCACGUCAUGACCGUGCUCUUCGUGGCGGACGAGGGAGUAGCAGACGACGGCUUCUUCGCCACCUACCAAGCCCGCAACGCCACGGAGAAGACCUGCAGCCCCGCCGAGUUCUCCUGCGGCAACGGCGAGUGCCGGGCGCUGGAGUCGGUGUGUGACGGCUGGCACGACUGCCCCGACGGCACCGACGAGCUCAACUGCACCGGGGUGUCCUACCCGGCCUUCGGCUCUGUCUGCGAGCCCGUGGAGGUGGAGAUGUGCCUGGGGCUGGGCUACAACGCCACCUCCUUCCCCAACAUCUGGCUGGCCAUCCCGGACCAGGAGGGAGCCGCCGAGGUGCUGCAGGACUACCAGACGCUGAUGGAGCUGGCCUGCUACCAGCACCUCCGGCUCCUCAUCUGCAGCCUCUUCGUGCCCAAAUGCACCCCGGACGGGGGGGUCCUGCAGCCCUGCCGUGCCGUCUGCCUGGCCGCCGAGCUGCGCUGCCAGCAGUCCCUCGGGCUCCUCGGCAUCCUCUGGCCCAUCAACUGCAACAUCCUGCCCGACUCCAGCGACCCCGUGGAGUGCUUCCAGCCCUGAGCCCCCAGCACGCCCAGAG
Messenger RNA from Oxyura jamaicensis (ruddy duck), 1887 nucleotides. It is a transcript of the gene MFRP, whose product is annotated as membrane frizzled-related protein. The record is from RefSeq and is a predicted model, not a curated record. Lineage: Eukaryota; Metazoa; Chordata; Aves; Anseriformes; Anatidae. Bases 81 to 1868 code for a protein of 595 amino acids. Gene Ontology annotation, molecular function: protein binding. The transcript has 13 exons.